AUGGCUUCUCCUCUCUCCGCAUCUCAAACCGCACCCUCGCGCAACCCAGUUCCGCGCAACAUGACCGAGGUGCGCGCUUUUCUCUCGGAUCCUCCUUUGCCACCUAACGCCCGCGUCCCUGCACGUGCAUUCGCACUUGGGUACUCGGCCAAUGUCGUCCUCGAUGGUGUUCUUCCCUUGGCGCUCCGCAAGAAGGCGCCGCUUCAAGCGUUGUCUGCGUUGAUCUCGCUCAAGUCGAUCCGAUCCGGAACCGUCCUUGCGCUCUUCUCCGCACUUUACCGCCUCCUCCUCUCGCGACUCACCACACUCCGACUUAACCUUCUCGCGAGAGCAUGGAAAGCAGACGAUCUCGACUAUACCGUGACACGCGAUCGCAUCCGGGCACGUCUCUUGAAAGUGCUCAACUCGGCUGCACUCGUGCCAUUCGCUGCUAGUCUGGCUGCGUCGGCGGUGCUUUCCUUCUUCCCCAUCCCGAGUGUGCGCAGGUACUUGGCGCUGUGGCUCAGCACUAAAGCUGUUGAAAACCUGUACCUUCACUUGAGGGCGGUGAAGUCAAGAAGCGUCGCUUGGGUACCGGACUGGAUUGGCGGUGCAUUCUUCUACGCGCUCUCAAACGGUCAGCUGCUGUGGACGUUCCUGUUCGAGCCGUCGUGCUUCCCUGAUGCGUACGGGCGCGUCAUCUUGGCACGCAGCACGUCGUACAUCCCACCAAGACCUGCUGGUCUGCCCACUUCGAUCCCCUGGCCCGCACCACGCGAUAUCGCCGAUACCAUCGCUACCCUCUCGACGCCCAGCGCCACUUCGGCAGCGUAUCCAACGUUCAAGGCGCCCGUACUGUCGGCACUCACGCCGUCCAAAUACCCAACCACUCGAUACCCGCUCAUCAACCCUGUGCUCGACUAUGCCCCCGCUCAUCCCGCCCACUCGCGUCUGCUCUGCGCCAUCCUUCACCCUACCGAGCCGUCGUGCUCCAAGAACUUUUUGAGCUUCUUUGCGCGCGAAUGGCAGGCGUCCGCCAAAUUCGUGGCUGUCUUUACGGCGCUAGCACAGCUGCUGUCGUACAAGAAGGUGCUCAAGGACCCCGAGUCGGCGCUCUUCAAGUUUGCGCUUGCGGUGGUGCAGGGUGCGACGGUCAUCUCGGGCUCCAUCGGAACCGCAUGGGGUCUGACGUGCUUCUUCCAGCAGUAUCUGCCCAGAACCAUGCUGCCCCGCGCGCGGUACUUUUUUAACGGCUUCCUGAGCAGCAUUUUCAUCCUUGCUGUCCCACAAGCUAGGAGGGCCCAGCUGGGAAGCUACGUGACCCGACAGGGCAUCAACGCCGGUUACGGCGUAGCAAAGAGGAGGGGUUGGCUCAAGCCUAUCCCUCAGGGCGACACUGUGCUGUUGGCAGUGGGUCUGGCUACGUUGACAGCAUUGUACGAGACUCGACCUAAAGCGGUGGAGUCGACGGUUCGAAAAUCUAUCGCUAUCCUCAUUGGCCCUCCUGCCGUGAUGGACAAGGAGAAACAGGUGCAGCUCGAAUGGUCUCCCCAAGCAGGUGGGGACGACGAGAAAAAGUCACAGUAG
This is a messenger RNA of Sporisorium graminicola, 1566 nucleotides long. RefSeq lists its product as uncharacterized. The coding region runs from base 1 to 1566 and encodes 521 amino acids. The record is from RefSeq and is a predicted model, not a curated record. NCBI's taxonomy places the organism in Eukaryota, Fungi, Basidiomycota, Ustilaginomycetes, Ustilaginales, Ustilaginaceae. The transcript has a single exon.